Messenger RNA from Penicillium alfredii, 2625 nucleotides. Its product is annotated as F-box domain protein. Lineage: Eukaryota; Fungi; Ascomycota; Eurotiomycetes; Eurotiales; Aspergillaceae. The transcript has 2 exons. Bases 1 to 2625 code for a protein of 874 amino acids. The record is from RefSeq and is a predicted model, not a curated record. Gene Ontology annotation, molecular function: protein binding.
AUGGAGCAUGUCUCCUUGCCCGGAUCCGACCAGGGGCCAUCACCUGUUUCCCGACUGCCAUCCAGCGUCAUUGAGCGCAUUCUCUAUGUCGCGGAUGCCAACACUUUUGCAUCGCUGGCCCUACUUAGCCGAGCAUGGAGGCAUGCGUCCGACUCGCCAUCGCUGUAUGCCUACCAUCUGUCGCGCUGCCCGUCCUUGUCUUGGACCAGCGGGUCGAUCGCAGCUUCGGCCGAGACGGACCUCCAAAUCCUCAAACGUCAGUUUAUCGAGGAGGUCCGGCGGAAUGCAUUUGAUGUAUUUAUGCGGCCUCGUCGAACCCUUGUGAGGUUGAUUUCAAGUUCGAUGAGCUCCUCCACCGCGUUUCCGCAGGGUGAAGUUUUUCGAUUUUCUUUCUCGGCUAAAGGCCAGCUGGUUUUAUGUAUCAGUUCUUCCCGGAUUGUCGUUCUUUCAGUGGUGACAGAUCCCGUCACCGUGAAACAUGAGCUGAAAACUCGACGGCGGCCACUCGGUGCCACCAUUCGGGAUGAUGGCUCAUUGCUGGCGGUUUUGUCUUCUUCACAUCGGGUGAAUAUCUAUCGACUAUCAGAUGACGAGGCCAAGCAUAUUCAAACGAUCACUUUGAACGAUGCCCCACGGGACUUGAAAUUUUCCCCAGCAGGAAGUGUUCUUGCCUUGUCCUUCGAGGAUAGUAUAGAGGUGCAUGCCGUGGGCGAAAGUGCUCUGGCGACAGAUCGUCGAGCGGUGCGCUGCCUACGUGUCGAUGCCCUGACCUUUUCGUCAGACAGCUCUAUGCUGCUUGGAUCACCAUCGGCUCCCGAUCAGAACGGGAUCGUGACCAUUACGGCACCCUUUUAUACCGAGACCGGAACCGAUGCCUCUCCGGAGGAAGUCCAGAUGCGAAUGUGGACAACGCAGAUCUUAUUUCCCGAGACUAUUUCGGGCUUCACGCAUGCCUGUUUGGUCUCAGGGCACGAAGAAUCGGAAGAUAGCUGGAUCUUGGCAUAUGACCGCCAGUUGGCCGCAUUUCGGGCUAUCCAAAUGAACAAUGCCGAUGCGGGGGUAGUAUAUUUUGCAAGCCCCUUUUUGAGGGAGGAGUCUCGUGAGAUGCAACCCAACAUGACUCCGGCUACAGAUGAUGCAGGGGAAUUGGUCGCAUUGGGGUUUCAAAAUUCCGAGCUUUGGAUCUAUGGAGUUCCGGGACGCCUUGACCCUCCUGUCACCAGCUCAAACGCGGGUACACGCAAUGAGAUCAGCGGUUCCCACCACAGCAGGUCACCACGGGAUAACUUGGCACAGCUUCAGAAAAUUGUUCAGCACCCUAAAUUUUUGAUCAGAGGACGCCGGGUGACAGACAUGGCUGGGAUCACUACUGCUCAGUGGGUAACCUCACCGAAUCGUCGACUCGUCGCAGUAGCCCCAGGAGGCGUGCGUCCGCAGAUUUUUGGGGAAGAAGAUGUUCCCGUGGACGGCGGCCGCAUGCUUCUUCUAGACUUUGAGCGUUCGACGCGAGAUGGCGAGACCCAUGAGCUUGAUAUCGAGGUCGGUGAGACGGCGCCAAAGAUGCUCCUCGAACCUAAUUCUUCGAUGGAUACCGAGGUAGAGUUGGAGAGAAGGCGGACCCGGUUGCACCGCGGAGAUACAGAUAUUGCUGCACUGGCUCAUCGCAUGUCGCGGCCACCUCUUCCCGAAAUUUCUCGGACCGCGAGUACAGCCAUCCCACAUCUUCGGCGAAAUAGCAUGGCCAUUUCUCCAGAUGAAAUGGGUCAUCCUGAUCUCCCCUACGAUAACCUGCAACCUCGCUCACGCGACACUCUCCAUCGAUCUGCCACUGCCGCAGCAGCUACCCGCGAAAGAUACGACCCUCGAUAUCGUAACAACCCCAGCCGGCGGCACAUCCCCCACGAAAGUGACGCCGACAACUGGAUCCCUCCGCCGCCACCUUAUACGCGCAAUGCCGAUCAACCUCUUCCGACCCACCUGCAAGAAACGCUUCUUCCCAGAAGACCUAUUGAGUGUUCCAACGAUGCCAUGCAACGAGCGCAGACCACCCGUGUCCCGCGGACCACCCAAGCUCGGCCACGCCCGCAAUCUGCUAUCUUGCAGAGACUUGGCACAAUUACCAGUACCAGGAGAGGCAGACGCAACUCCACCCUUGCCCCCGAGCCUGACUCAACUCAACCCAUCACACGGGGUCCAGCUCCAAAUGGAAAUCAUGGAAAUGACUGGCGACGCCCCAAUACAACUGCGCCCCCCGUUCCACCCAUUAACUACCCAUACCAACAUCCUACGCUCGCUAUGCACCCAGCGGAACCCCAACAACCCAUCUCUGCACUGAACUGGGGAGCAGAAGCCGCCGAGUUUGGCAACACCUUUGCUCCAUACUCUAUGUCUUCACCGAACCUCCUCCACACCUUACAACCGCACGGGAAUUUCCACGGCCUUGCUUCUCCAGAAGACGAAACCAUUCCUGAACGGCAGCGGUCCUUCCGUCGCCGCGUUUCGACAGAGCCCACUAGCUUACCGCCGCCAGAAAAUCAGGAAUGGCGGCGCAGAAUCCAGGAAUGGAACGAAAACACCAUUCGCGAGCGAAGCAGGAAAAGACGAAGUAAAUGCAUUGUCAUGUAG